Molecule: messenger RNA, 3440 nt
Organism: Aspergillus heteromorphus CBS 117.55
Lineage: Eukaryota; Fungi; Ascomycota; Eurotiomycetes; Eurotiales; Aspergillaceae
Gene: ams1
Product: alpha-mannosidase
Exons: 4
Coding region: 60-3347 (1095 amino acids)
Biological process (GO): oligosaccharide catabolic process; mannose metabolic process
Cellular component (GO): fungal-type vacuole membrane
Molecular function (GO): carbohydrate binding; alpha-mannosidase activity
Source: RefSeq, a predicted model, not a curated record
CAGCCUUCCAUCCCAACUGUUGUUCCUCCAACCUUCCAUCCUAAUCUAGACCCGCCACGAUGGGUGGAGACGUUCCCCGACAAGCUCCCAGCGCCCUUCCCCGGACUCCCGCGGGCCCUGUCGGGCAGCGCAUCAAGAACAUUUACACCGACCGUCUGAAACAAUUUACCGCCACCGGACAGUACGAGGGCCAGAACCUCAUCGCCAAGCUGAUUGAGGGCGCCAACUCCGACGAAGACCAUGUCAAGCUAUCGGUGUAUUCUGUCCCCAACCUGCAGCGUCCAACCUUCGAAGACGCUACGGCCAAUGAAUUCAAGCCCACCCAUAUCGGUGCCUCGUUUGGCCCAAGUUGGUCCACUCAUUGGUUCCGCAUCCGCCUGACUGUCCCCGAUGAUUUGCGUCACAAAGAGCGCCUGGAAUUCCACUGGGAUGCAAACAACGAGGGCCUGAUCUGGUCUGAAGAUGGCCAGCCCCUCCAGGGCCUCACUGGCGGCAAUGAGCGCAUCGAAUGGGUCAUCCCCGAUGCCUGGCGUGAUGGGGAAGAGCAUACCUUCUACAUCGAAAUGGCUUGUAACGGCAUGUUUGGAAAUGCUCCGGGCGGAGAUUCGAUCCAGCCCCCUAACCCUAAUAAAUAUUUCUUUUUGAGCAAGGCACAGAUCACGGCCAUAAAUGUUGAAGCACGGGCGCUAUUUUACGACUUCUGGAUUAUUGGAGGCAUGUUCCAACGCCACGCUGCACUAGCAGAGUUCCCGGGUGAUUCCUGGGAGUCUCACGAAGCCAACAUGGUAGGCAAUGCCAUCAUGGAUGCUUUCAUUGCGGGCAAUGGAAGCGAUGAGUCCAUCAAACAGGCACGAAAGAUCGCCCAGAAGUACCUGGGAGACAAGGUUGACUCCCCGGACGUGUACGAUACUGACACCGAGCCAAUUGUCUAUGCAAUUGGGCAUUGUCACAUCGACACUUGUUGGCUGUGGCCCUGGGCAGAAACCAAGCGCAAGGUUGCUCGGUCAUGGUCGAAUCAGUGUGACCUGAUGGACCGAUACCCGGAGCACCGCUUUGCUUGUUCUCAGGCGCAGCAGUUCAAAUGGUUGAAGCAAUAUUAUCCGACUGUUUUUGAUCGUGUGAAACGAUGGGUUAAGAAAGGUCACUUUCAGCCCAUCGGCGGCAGCUGGGUUGAGCAUGAUACCAAUAUGCCUAGCGGAGAGUCCCUGGUGAGACAAUUCCUCUACGGUCAGCGCUUCUUCGAGAGCAAUUUCGGGGAGCGUAGCACAACGUUCUGGCUGCCGGAUACCUUUGGCUAUUCUACUCAGAUCCCCCAGAUAUGCCGCCUUGCGGGGAUGAGCCGUUUCUUUACUCAGAAGCUCAGUUGGAAUAACAUCAAUAACUUCCCGCACACUACCUUCCAAUGGGUAGCACUCGACGGCAGCCAGGUGUUAUGCCAUAUGACACCAGCAGAAACCUAUACCGCCAGUGCUCACUUUGGAGACGUGAAGCGCAGCGUGACUCAACACAAGUCACUGGAUAAUGACAACACAUCGCUCCUUGUGUUUGGAAAAGGAGACGGCGGCGGUGGUCCGACAUUCGAACACCUGGAGAAGUUGCGUCGUUGCCGUGGCCUCAGCGACAAGAAAGGACUGCUCCCCCGAGUGAAAAUGGGAGAGUCCGUCGACGAUUUUUUCACAAAGCUUGAGAAGAAGGUAGAAGAGGGCACCAAAUUUGCCACGUGGUACGGUGAGCUUUACUUCGAGCUGCACCGAGGCACAUAUACUACGCAGGCCAACAACAAGCGAAACAACCGCAAGUCUGAAUUCUUGCUGAGGGAGAUCGAGUAUCUUGCAACCCUCGCUACCAUCACGAAAUCGAGCAAUGAGUACAAGUAUCCGAAGAAAGAGCUUGAUGACAUGUGGGAGGAUGUGCUUUUGUGCCAGUUCCACGACUGUCUACCUGGUAGCUGUAUCGAAAUGUGCUACGAUGACUCCAAUGAACUCUACAAAAAGGUUUUCGAAACCGGCCAGAAGGCGCGGAAAGACGCCCUUCGGGCUCUAGGAUUCGGAGAAAAGAAACCCAAGGCUCUCAUCGCAAUCAACACGCUGCCAUGGCAUCGUUCCGAAAUUGUCAAGGUGCCCGCUGAAGUUGCAUUUGCAGGCGAGCCUAAAUACGCACUUGUCAGUGGUAAAACUGGCCUCGUGGAUUGCAUGCCUCCUACCGCCUGGACGACACUGCCUGCCGUGAGCGUUUCUGAAAUCAAGCGCGGUGUAUUCCGCCUCCAGAAUGAGAAACUGCGCGUAGACGUCCAGGAUGGCGUUAUCACGUCUCUCUACGACCUGGAGGCCCAGCGUGAAGUCGUUGCCAAGGGCGGGAAGGCUGGACAGCUUGUCAUCUUUGAUGAUAAACCACUCUAUUGGCAGGCGUGGGAUGUUGAAGUCUUCCAUCUCGACUCCAGGAAGGAAUUGCAGUCUGGACAGACAUCCAUCUCCGAGAAGGACCCAUACCGUGUCAGCGUCGUCACCGAAACCCGGAUCAGCGACAAGAGUUGGGUCAAGACGACCAUCAGUCUGGCUGCCGCCGUCGGAGACCAGCCAUCAUACGUGGAGAUGGAAAGCGAAGUUGAAUGGCGAGAGACCAUGAAGUUCCUCAAGGUCGAGUUCCCGGUAGACAUCUCGAACACGGAGGCUUCCUACGAGACACAGUAUGGAAUCAUUAAGCGCCCAACACACUACAAUACCAGCUGGGACAUGGCCAAAUUCGAGGUGUGCUGCCACAAAUGGGCCGACCUAUCCGAGUACGGUUAUGGUGUUUCGGUCCUGAAUGAUUCCAAGUACGGAUUCGCAACCUGCGGUAACCUGAUGCGCCUUUCUUUGCUUCGCGCCUCGAAGGCACCCGAUGCCCACGCAGACAUGGGUCGUCAUCAUAUCCGCUACGCAAUCCUCCCGCACGCAGGGUCUUUGGAUGCACGCACCAUCCGUGCAGGAUACAACUUCAACCACCCCCUUGUUCUUGAAUCUGGAUCUCGCCAUGGCGUACAGGACGUAUUCAAGUCAAUUUCGGUCAGCGGCUCUCCGUCCCUUGUACUCGAUGCAGUCAAGCGCGGCGAGGACGACGAAGACGUGUCCCGGGACAACCUGCCCCGGCGUACGGGCCAGAGCGUCAUCCUUCGCAUCUACGAGUCCCUGGGCGGCAAGAGUCGUGGGACUAUCAAUGCCAAACUCCCGGUCAAGAAGGCAUGGAAGUGCAAUAUCCUGGAGGACGACCAGGAGAGCCUUACACUGUCCCAGGGUGACGACGGCACAACCAGCAUCGACAUCGAGUUGCGGUCUUUCGAAGUCGCAACGUACAGACUGCAGCUGUAGAUGCACUCCAUCCAUCAUUUUCAUCCCACUGCAUCGAAUAAGGCAAAUAGUCCCAUAGUAUUCAAUCACAAAAUGGAACAUAUCUUUUGAGAU